Messenger RNA from Papilio machaon (common yellow swallowtail), 1684 nucleotides. RefSeq names its product pickpocket protein 28. Bases 1 to 1458 code for a protein of 485 amino acids. Gene Ontology annotation, molecular function: ligand-gated sodium channel activity. The record is from RefSeq and is a predicted model, not a curated record. The transcript is spliced from 12 exons. Gene Ontology annotation, biological process: sodium ion transmembrane transport. Gene Ontology annotation, cellular component: membrane. NCBI's taxonomy places the organism in Eukaryota, Metazoa, Arthropoda, Insecta, Lepidoptera, Papilionidae.
AUGAUUCGUAACGUUGAUAAGCCGGCACAAGUGUUAUCGGGACACGAAUCAUUCAAUAAGGAUGUUAGAGAUUACUUACAGACGUCAACGCUUCACGGUCUUCGAUACAUCGGCGAAAGAAAGCUGACGUGGUUUGAAAGAUGUUUCUGGUUGGCAGCGUUCUGUUGUUCAGUAAUAUGUGCGGCGUUCUUCAUUCUAAAUGUGUACCGCAAAUGGCGUUCGUCACCCAUGAUCGUAAGCAUCAACCCUGAGAACAUGCACCUACAGGAUCUACCCUUCCCGGCUCUCACCGUGUGCAAUGUCAACCAAGCCAAGAAGUCGGUAGCCGAACGGUACAUUAACACCGGGAGUUCUUUGGAUAAAAAACUAUUGAACAGUUUAUGCGCCACCCAAAGAGAUGCAGAUAUAUUUGAAGAUGACAUCGCUGAAAGUGCCAAUUGGGACUACACCAGAUCAUUUCUUAUCAAUGUGACACAGCCAUGUAACGAAAUGCUAGCGAUGUGUCUAUGGGAUUCACGUAGCAUGAACUGUCAGGACCUGUUCAACGCUCAACUCACAGACGAGGGUCUAUGCUGCACCUUUAAUGUCGUGCAUAGAGAUAACAUGUUUAGAAAUCCUAGAGACCUAAACGAUUUAAACUUGACAUUUCCAUCGCCGUCAGUUGAUUGGACUCCGGAAGGCGGCUACCCGGCUGACGCACCACCGGAUGGGUUCCCUUGGAAGCCUAAAGGGAUAGGCACCAAUCACGGCUUAACUCUAGUCUUGGACGCAAACAUCGCUGAGUAUUACUGCGCAUCCACAAAGAGUAUGGGCUUCAAGAUACUUCUACACAACCCGACAGAAACUCCAAACAUUGCAAAAAUAGGAGAAAUCUAUGGGCCGGGAAUAGAAGCGCGGGUUGCUAUACAACCGAGGAUUUUAGACGCGCAACCUUCGUUAAAAGACAUCGAUGUUAAGAAAAGACUUUGUUUAUUCUCAAGCGAGAAGGAAUUAGUGUUUUACAGAACUUACACUUUACGGAACUGCGAGAUGGAAUGCGAAGCCAGGGCCAUGUUGGAUAGAUGCAAGUGUGUCCUUUAUAAUAUGCCUAAUAGCGAGACGACGUGCGACGAGUGCCUGCCCGCCUGCAACGAAAUUUCUUAUUUCGAGCGACUUAGCACCGCGCCUCUCAACAAGGCUCUUAUUGGUCAAUACUCUACAAUAUUAUUGAACAGGACACCAGAUUACUUCACAGAAAACAUGCUAUUAGUUCACUUUUAUUUUGAAGACAAUACAUUUAUGAGGUUUACAAAAGGAGAAAUAUUUGGUCUCACGGAAUUUCUGUCCAAUACUGGAGGUUUACUGGGCUUAUGCAUGGGUUUCAGUAUAAUGAGUGUUGUGGAACUACUGUACUUUUUAACUCUAAGAGCUUUCUGUAUGGCAAGACGAAGAAAACCAACGCAUCCUUUCUUAAAAUAAACACUAUUUUUGAGUUCAAUUUUGAUGCGACAUGUAUAAGCUGAAAAAGCGCCUGUCAUAUGUUUUAUGCAAAAAGUCACAAAAUUUUAUUUGCUGUUUAAGUCCAACCCGUUGUCAUAAAUUAGCGAUGCGAUUUUCUCAGCAAUCUAGGCAGAAAUACACAAAGAAUAAAUAAUUUUCUCGUCGCCAAGCAUUGGCAUCAUCUAAGACAAAAAUGUACUAUUUA